Spizellomyces punctatus DAOM BR117 is the source of this 2157-nucleotide messenger RNA. RefSeq lists its product as uncharacterized. NCBI's taxonomy places the organism in Eukaryota, Fungi, Chytridiomycota, Chytridiomycetes, Spizellomycetales, Spizellomycetaceae. Bases 1 to 2157 code for a protein of 718 amino acids. The transcript has 13 exons. Gene Ontology annotation, molecular function: methyltransferase activity. The record is from RefSeq and is a predicted model, not a curated record.
AUGCAUAAAUCUUCCCUCCAAACACUUCCUCAUGCAGGCCUACAUAGUCAGCAACGGUCUCACAGCCUUCGCGCUUACCAUUCGGAGAUAUCAUUAGCGCCCGGUGGUGCAUCCGCUUCCAACCUCUCCCGAAGAACAUCAAGCAAUAUGGCAGCGUCCGAAAAUAAUUUGCGCAAAUCUCUCUCGCUCAUGGAAGACCUCGACGAUAACCAAUCACAUAAUUUUGGGGAAUUCUUAGUUGCAGCCGAAACUCUCGAGAAUAUCGUGAACGAGAGCGUAUUCGUUGGAGCUGCCCCACUGAAGCGGACUAAAUCAGGGCAAGUGGAUCAUGCGGCUAUCUGGAGAGAGAACAUGGGGGAUAAGGUUUUAAAAUUGGUGUAUGGAACGAUGAAAUAUAUGACAUACAUUGAUACAAUACUGGUUAAAACUCAGUUUCUAGUAUAUCAUAACGAGUUCCUCAACCACCUUGGUCUAGUCAAAGUUAUGAUGUACGACCUCAUGAAAUACCAUUUCAAUCAUCAUCGAUACCCAGAUAUAAAUUAUGAUCUUCCGAAAGAUGCAUCCUCAUCCGAUCAAGAGGGGGUGGAAGUUGUGCAAAGUCUUGAUACAGCACUCCGCGCUUUCCAAAUCAAGCUCGCCGCUGCGUAUGCGCGAAUUAGGAUUGACCGAAGGGCUAGCGGUGACACACCACAGGAGCAAAUGGCAAACGUUCUGCCAGAGACUGUUCGGGAGAAAGAAUAUAUUGCAGUGGACAUGCCAAAAUGCCUUCGGAUAAACAAGUACAAGACGACUCGGCGAGCGAUCUUGGAAGAGCUCACCCGAUCACGGAGCAGUAUUAAUGCUUCAAACGAUAUAGUGGUUGAUCCGGACUUUGAGGACCUUUUAGUUGUGUCACCAGAGCGAUUCGCUGAGAUUAAAGCAAGCAGGAUUGUUAAUGAUGGAAAGCUGAUUUUUGAGGAAAAGGCGAGUUUUUGGUGCCCUCGCUACAUCCGUUCGUUACUGCCAGAGUUAGCGUCGCAAGGGGAGGUACAGAUACUCGAUGCUAGAGCAGGCUGUGGUACUAGGGCGCUGCAUCUGGCGGUAGAGGUUGAUGUCAUUGGAAAGGUCUUUGCAUGUGAAGCCAGGGCUGGUCGAUUAGAAUCGUUCAAAGCACAUUGGGGACUGCAGGGAUGUCAGAAUUUGGAAAUCAUCGAGUCUGAUUUCACAAAUCUUGAUCCCCUCGAUUCGAAGUAUGAAAAGGUCUCAGUGGUCGUUGUGGAGCCACCUAAUUCUGCAACCGCAAUUUUGGAUAAACUUGGUUAUCUUCUCCAGGAGGAAGAAUUUCCAAAUGACCAAUACACCCAAAAGGAUCUGUGGUCACUCAGAAGCCAGCAGCUAGGAAUGUUGAAACAUGCCUUUUCAUUUCCUAAUGUCAAAGUGAUAUUGUAUAUAACCCGAUCUGUAAACGCGGAGGAAAAUGAACAAGUUGUUCGCGAAACUCUGGAGGCCGUUGGUGAUAAAUGGGAGCUGGGAUGUGUAUUGCCCGAUGUUGCAGUGGAGAGAACAGAGGAAUAUGAAUUAGAGGAAUGCUUCAAGAUCCUUCCAACUGAAUCAACUGGAAACGGAAUUUUUAUUGCCAGCUUUCAUCUGGCGCCAGAAUCUCCACCAACUCCAGAAGAGGUGUCCGAGGACAAUCCGCAAUUUGUCUCUCUAGAAGAUGUGCAGGCAGGAGACGCAGUCAAACCACGACGACGGAAGCGAAAAGCCACGCGCCGCAACGCAUCAAAUACGCUUUCAAUGCCUCGGCUAUCCAAAGCCUUGACUGAGUCGGUGAAUCGUCUUGCAGUGCCACGAGGUCGCAGUCAAGCAGAUAUGCUUGCGCGUCGACAAAGUAAACCCGUCACCCAUGGCACAAGGGACGCCAACGACAAGGAGGACGCUGAGGGAGAGAUCAAUGAUGACCCGGAUAAUUCUGAAACACGCACCGAGGGUCGCAAACAGCAGAUAUCUGUUGUAAAUGACAAAGCCGAGAUGUACAAAGCAGAUAUCAGCAUAUUUGGCCUCAGUUUAACUAGCUUUUAUGCGCCGCGAGAUGCUGCUGUCAAAACAUUGGGCAAUAAGCCACUUAACAAACCCAAGUGGACCUAUCCUGUGCCGAAUCCCAGGCCAUGGCGAUGA